Mesocestoides corti is the source of this 318-nucleotide messenger RNA. The record is from the annotation of a GenBank genome assembly. NCBI's taxonomy places the organism in Eukaryota, Metazoa, Platyhelminthes, Cestoda, Cyclophyllidea, Mesocestoididae.
AUGUGGCAACGUGCCAACGAAAUUGUGUGGCCAUUAGUAAGGUGCUGUCUGAGUCAAUCAUAUUGUUUCAACAGGGACAUCACACCACCGUGGAAGCCAGACGUGAAUGGUGAUAUGGAUACUAAAUACAUUCCCGAUGAAUUCCAACGAGAGAACGUGGCUGUAACACCUCCUGAGAAGAGCGUCUAUUCUGACUUUCUCGACCAGCCGUAUUUCCAGCGCUUCAGCUACCACGGUAGUCGCCAAAGCCUCAGUCGUCAAAGCGUGUUGAGUUUUGGUGACAAUGGCUCCAUUCCCGAAGGGGCCUAUCCUAACUAG